AGAAGAAGGAAGAUGACGACGACGGAGAAGAAAGAGAUGGAAGUGGUGAAGGGUCUCGACCUGGAGAGGUACAUGGGCCGUUGGUACGAGAUUGCUUCCUUCCCCUCCAGGUUUCAGCCAAGGAACGGCGUCGACACUCGCGCCACCUACACCCUUAACCCCGACGGCACGGUGCACGUCCUGAACGAGACAUGGAACGGAGGGAAGAGAGGUUUCAUCCAAGGCUCAGCUUACAAGACCGACCCGAAGAGCGACGAGGCCAAGUUCAAGGUCAAGUUCUACGUCCCUCCUUUCCUCCCAAUCAUUCCCGUCACCGGCGACUACUGGGUCCUCUAUAUCGAUCCCGAUUACCAGCACGCCGUCAUCGGCCAGCCCUCAAGGAGCUACCUCUGGAUACUGAGCAGGACGGCUCACGUGGAGGAAGAGACGUACAAGCAACUGGUGGAGAAAGCGGUGGGAGAAGGGUACGACGUCAGCAAACUUCACAAGACCCCUCAGAGUGACGCACCACCUGAGUCCGACGCUGCCCCCGACGACACCAAGGGCGUUUGGUGGCUCAAAUCUAUCUUCGGCAAGUGA
Molecule: messenger RNA, 579 nt
Organism: Thlaspi arvense
Lineage: Eukaryota; Viridiplantae; Streptophyta; Magnoliopsida; Brassicales; Brassicaceae
Source: the annotation of a GenBank genome assembly